AAUUAAUAUGAUAUCUUUGACCACAUAGAAUCUGACCAAAUUACCCUGGUCUGCCACCUUGCUCCGCUCCGGCGAUUUCAUUGCCGAUCAUUAUUCCGGCGAAAUUGAGUCGUAGCUUUCGGCUGUGAAAAUCAAAGAUAGUUGUCAUUCAAAGCUGUAUGAAUUACCGACCAAUUUCUCAUUCACUGAUUGAUAAGUUUUUGCUAAUGGAAUCAAGUGCCAUGAAGAGGGCUAUGCCAUUUGGUGAACAAGUGGAUGUCUCAUCUGAUGAAUCAUCUUCGUCUGAUGGGGAUGACCAUAAAGCAGAAAGCGAGCAGAUGAGCAACAACAUUGCUGUCGACCAAGUUGUUGAAGAACUUGUUUCUGAAGGUACUAAAACUAUUUGUGAUCAUUUAGACAUGGUUAAGUGUGAAAGCGAGCAUAUGAGCGACAAUCUCAACAUUGGUCAAGGUGUUGAAGAACUUGUUUCUGAAGAACACCCUGCUACUAAACGAGAAGCCCGCUGUUCGGUGUACGCAAAGAACAAAAUCAGAAGAAGACCUGAGCUUCUCUGGAUCCUCCGGCUUUUUUUCCCUCUUCUCAUUCUGCUUUUAAUGGCAGAUCAGAAGUCGGAUGCAUUACUCAGAAGAGCGAGAAUGUACCAAGAGUACAUGCAACUGGUUCCUAUCCCCACACAGACUCACUCCACUAUUCCUUGCAUCUCUUGGGCAGGAUUGGCUGCAUCAAUUAAGAAGUUAUAUGGGCAACCACUGCAUUACCUGACCAACCUCUGCAUGAAGCAACGGGAUCAAAUGAGGGUUGGGGCCGAUGAUGAAGUUGAUCCAUUGGAGAUGCUCAUCCAUCCGACCAAAGCCGAAUCAAGCAUCUGGCUUAUGGAAGAAGUUCACAGGCGUACUUCGUCUCCUCAUUACCUUGCCAAACUCUGGCUUGCUGAUCCCAUGUAUCAUGUUUAUAUUGAUCCAGUUUUCCCAAAGUUGCAGAAUCCAUCCAAAUAGAUUCUUUCUGCAAUACCAAUCCAUGUGAUGGACUUUGUCUAUAAUCCUGAAUUUCUAGUUAAAAAAACAAAAUCGCUAUCUCCAUCACCCAGCCCAAGACAAAUUUUAUAUUUUAAAAAGUGUUUAUCAGAUGGCUGCUUUUGAGUUUAUCUCAUGUUUUCAUAUUGAUGUAGUA
Molecule: messenger RNA, 1170 nt
Organism: Nicotiana tabacum (common tobacco)
Lineage: Eukaryota; Viridiplantae; Streptophyta; Magnoliopsida; Solanales; Solanaceae
Source: RefSeq, a predicted model, not a curated record